CAGAGGCGGACUGACCAUUUGGAAACUCGGGCACUGUCCGAGGGCCCGGGCUCAGUAGGGGACCCAUGAGAUGCCCCUGGUACCUUUUUCAUAGGCUUUUUUGAGUUUGGGCAAGGACACAGGGGCCCCAUGAUCCCCUAUUGCCCGGAGGCCUCAUGAGUUGUCAGUCCGCCCCUGGAGAAACAGGUCGUGACCAGAAAUGCAAAACAUUAAGGUUGUCACCAGAACAAAAGAUGAGAGUAAAUAUUCCAUUAAGGAUCCUUGCACAUGUCACAUGUUUUAGAAAUGUAUGUGUGUCUCUGGAACAGGAAGGAAAUUUACCCAACUGACAU
This is a messenger RNA of Staurois parvus, 332 nucleotides long. The record is from the annotation of a GenBank genome assembly. NCBI's taxonomy places the organism in Eukaryota, Metazoa, Chordata, Amphibia, Anura, Ranidae.